AUGGUCCAUUCUUCAUGGUUUUCAAGCCCGUUUGUAGGAAAACGAAGGACAAAUUUGAACAAUGUGUUCGAUAAUCGCAACCGGAUGCUACCUGUGCCUUUUGAGAGCAACAACAAUCAAGUGAAAUCAGCAAAUAUCAUCAGGAUUCCAAUGGCUCCAGGUGGAGGUGUUUGCAAAGAUGUUAUUGAAUCUCACCCUAAAACUUUAAAGUAUGACGUGGCAACAACAAAGAUGGAUAAAAACAUUACAAGGGUAGCUACUGGAAAACAUGGAAUACAAUCAACAAAUGGUGUUCAUGAGCUUCUUGAAUGCCCUGUUUGCACUACCUUAAUGUAUCCUCCAAUUCAUCAGUGUCCAAAUGGGCAUACUUUAUGCUCAAACUGUAAAGUUCGAGUGCACAAUUGUUGUCCAACAUGUCGAGUUGAAAUGGGGAACAUACGAUGUUUAGCAUUGGAAAAAGUAGCAGAAUCUUUAGAACUCCCAUGUAGACACCAAAAUCUUGGAUGCCAUGACAUCUUCCCUUACUAUAGCAAGCUAAAACACGAGCAGAAUUGCCGAUUUCGCCCCUACAAUUGCCCUUAUGCUGGAUCCGAAUGCUCAAUCACGGGUGAUAUCCCGUAUCUUGUCACACAUCUCAAGGAUGAUCAUAAUGUGGACAUGCAUGAUGGAUGCACUUUCAAUCAUCGAUAUGUCAAAUCUAAUCCACAUGAAGUUGAAAACGCAACAUGGAUGUUAACAGUGUUCAAUUGCUAUGGACGACAAUUUUGUUUGCACUUUGAGGCAUUCCAGCUAGGAAUGGCUCCGGUGUACAUAUCAUUUUUAAGGUUCAUGGGGGAGGAUAGUGAAGCAAAGAAGUUUAGCUACUCAUUAGAAGUUGGAGGGUAUGGACGUAAAUUCACAUGGCAAGGGGUUCCAAGGAGCAUACGCGAUAGUCACAGGAAAGUGCGCGAUAGUCAAGAUGGAUUAGUGAUUCCAAGGAACUUGGCAUUGUUUUUCUCGGGUGGAGAGAGGCAAGAACUCAAACUAAGAGUUAGUGGAAGGAUUUGGAAAGAACAGUGAGAAGAAACUCAAAAUGUGUAUAUUACUUUUGGUGGCUAGAUUGGUUUAUUAUGAGAAAACAAACCCUAAUGGGGAUUGGAUUGGGAAUCUUGUGAUCUUUUGUUUUAGUAUUAUUAAUAUGGAACUGUGAAAUGUUGGAAUGAUAUGGUUUAUGUAUGAACCAAAUGAUCAUGUAAUCUUAUAAUUUGUUGCGGGAUUUGAAUGCUUAUUUGCAUUUUGCACUGUGGUGAAGUCAGAAAGAGG
Messenger RNA from Lactuca virosa, 1302 nucleotides. The record is from the annotation of a GenBank genome assembly. Lineage: Eukaryota; Viridiplantae; Streptophyta; Magnoliopsida; Asterales; Asteraceae.